AUGGACUACACCCUGCGCGAUGCGCAAAUUGUGAAAAACGUUGUGCAUGUGGGCACCAAAUUCAUUCCUUUCCGGGUCGGUACGAAGGUAACGUUUCACUAUGAGACGAGAAAGUGUGACGCCGAGCGAACAUUGAUCGACGAAAGCCGUACGCACCAGAAACCGAUGGAGCUGGUGCUUGGGAAGCAGUUUAAGCUCGAGGUGUGGGAAUCGAUCGUGCAGCAGAUGGGCGUACACGAGGUGGCUCGAUUUCGCUGUGACAAAUCACUUGUCGAGCAGUACCCGUUCGUGUCGAAAACGAUCCGAGACGCACAGAAGCAACCGAAGGGAGGGAAGAGAAAGCAUUGUUGUGGACUUACCUUUCAGAACGAGGGCACCGGCUAUCGGGAUCUGGAUGAGCUGUUCAUUCACCCGCAGGAUCUCGAGUUCACGAUCGAGAUCCUAUCGAUUGAAACCCCAGACGAGUACGGAAAGGAAGCGUGGCAGCUGAGUGAUGACGAAAAGCGAACACUUGUUGGUCGAUUGCGUGAACAAGGGAAUGUCGCAUAUCGGGCAAACAAUCUGACCGCGGCACGGGAUGCUUACUCGUACGCAAUCGGUAUCAUCGAACAGCUGAUGCUCAAGGAGAAGCCCAACGAACCGGAAUGGAUCGAGCUGGCCCAGAUGAAGGCGCCGUUGCUGUUGAACUUCUCACAAUGCAAACUGCUAGAGCAGGAUUACUACUCCGUUAUCGAGCAUUGUACGGAGGUACUCAAGUACGAUCCACAGUGCGUUAAGGGCCUGUUCCGACGCGGAAAAGCACACGCCGCUGUCUGCAACUAUUAG
Molecule: messenger RNA, 825 nt
Organism: Anopheles gambiae (African malaria mosquito)
Lineage: Eukaryota; Metazoa; Arthropoda; Insecta; Diptera; Culicidae
Product: AH receptor-interacting protein
Exons: 1
Coding region: 1-825 (274 amino acids)
Molecular function (GO): peptidyl-prolyl cis-trans isomerase activity; protein binding
Source: RefSeq, a predicted model, not a curated record